AUGAAGGGCAAGCUGCGCAAGGUGAUGAUGGAGUUACGAUGCAAAGGAACCAGCUAUCGACCCGACUUCAUCAUGGAACCCGCCAUCUGGGACAGCGCGCUAGGGAACCUCUCCGACCUAAAAAUCAUAGCACAGCAGCCACAUCGCUACGCGCAGCCUGGCAUCGUCCGCCAGAACUGGGAGCAGUUGAUUACCGAGUGGGCGGCGUGGUUAAGGCGGAUGCUGCGCUACAUGAAUCGAGCGCUACCGCCGGAACUCAAGGUCAUUGUGGAUGCGAACGGGGAGCAGGAGACGCACUGGGUGUUCCAUAUGGAGAUGCCGGGACGUUGUGUCUUUCAAAAGCUGCCAUGGGGCGAUUUUAUAUUCGACAGAGAGAACUUUAGAUAUAGAUAG
Messenger RNA from Parascedosporium putredinis, 393 nucleotides. Lineage: Eukaryota; Fungi; Ascomycota; Sordariomycetes; Microascales; Microascaceae. The record is from the annotation of a GenBank genome assembly.